Molecule: messenger RNA, 2277 nt
Organism: Lolium perenne
Lineage: Eukaryota; Viridiplantae; Streptophyta; Magnoliopsida; Poales; Poaceae
Source: RefSeq, a predicted model, not a curated record
AUGACCGUGAAGGUGCGCGGCUCGGCGAAGACCCUGCCAACGGGGGAGCGUAUCUUCAUCAUGCACGCUGCCAUUGUCGUCUCCGACGUAGAGGAUGGCUACCUUGAAGUGAUGUACCACGGCAACUACGUACCCUCGUCGUGGAGUCGUGUGGAUCGACAUGGAUCAGGUGAAGACUACGCCGCCGCCCACCAAAUAUUUGUUUUUGAAGAAGAAUGCCAAGGGCUCGCGGAUUUGAAUACUGGUUUGGUGGCAUUGAUCUCAAUGCAACUCCUCAAGCUAGUACAUCAACUGAUCAACAUGCUGGGCAGCCGCCAGAAGUCGGAGGCCAUCGUGUCGAUCCCCAAGGAGAUGAAGCAGGUUCCAUUUGUUGGCAUGAUGUUUGACACACCUGAACUAGCUUUGCAGCACUACAACAGAUAUGCUCACCACAUUGGUUUUUCAGUGAAGAUAGAAUCAUCUAGGAGAUGUGCUAAAGAUGGUGAGCUAGAUAAAUUUGUUUAUGUCUGCAACAAAUCUGGGAAGCCUAGAGAAGAAGAAGCAGUCCCAGUUAAGCAGAGGAAUCGGAACUAUGACAGGAUUAAAGAUAUCCCAGAGCUGCUAGAGUACUUUGAAGAAAUCAAGAAAGAUGAUCCCAGAUUUUUCUACAGGUUCAAGCUAGAUGCAGAAAAUAAAGUGGAGAACCUGUUCUGGGUGGAUAGAAAAGCAAGAGAUGUCUACCCCCUAUACAAUGAUUGUAUUUCUUUUGAUACAACAUUCAUGACAAACCAGUACAGCAUGCCAUGUGCUCCUUUCAUUGGAAUAAAUAGAUAUGGUCAAUCCAUCCAGCUUGGUUGUGGUUUUGUGAGGAAUGAAUCUUCUGUGAAUUUUGUGUGGUUGUUUGAGCGGUUUUUAGAGGCAAUGGAUGGACUACAUCCAUUGAACAUCAUUACAGAUCAAGAUGCAGCUAUCAGAACUGCUAUCCUCAUUGUGUUCAUUGGCAUCAUACACAGGUUCUGCAGGUGGCAUAUAAUGCAAAAAGUACACGAAAAACUUGGUACUUUUGUUGCUCAGAGAGAAGACUUGCGUUUAGAGUUCAAUGAUGUGAUUGACUACAGCAUGACACCGGAAGAGUUUGAACAGCGGUGGGCAAAUAUGGUGGAAACGCAUGGGGUUGCAGAUAACACACAUUUUCUUGACCUCUAUGAUUUGCGUGAGUAUUUUGUGCCAGCAUAUUUCCGCCUCCGGUUUUUCCCAUUCCUUCAAACUACAUCUAGAAGUGAAGGGUUUAAUGCUGUUCUUAAGCAGUAUGUUCAUCCACAUGAUAGCCUUGUUCGUUUCUUCAAGCAGUACAUGAAACUGCAGGAAAGAAUUGAUGUAACAGAAGAUGCUCAUGAGUUUGAUGGUGAUGAGAAGACAGUCAGGCUUUGGGGGGACUUUCCCAUGGAGAAGCAGAUCCUUCAGACAUACACCAUGCCCAUCUACAACCGCUUUCAGCUUGAGCUUCGGAAAAUUACAUCCUACAAUGUUCGUGACAUUGGUGUUACUGAACAAGGGAGCAUUCAUGAGGUUUUCCCAAUACAAGGAUCCGUGCGCGGGUACGGUAGGAGGAGUUAUCGUGUCGAUGCUGAUGUAGCUAAUGGAAUCUACAAUUGUGAAUGUUGCAAAAUUAACAGGGAUGGUAUCCUGUGCUGCCAUGCAUUGAAAGUUAUGACACAUCUAGGGAUGGUUACAAAAUACCCAGAGCACUACAUCCUACCCAGGUGGUGUCUACCCCCUCCCGACAUAGUUGCACCGCGGGAUGAGAGGCAAGAAAAGCCUGUUGGCCAGAAACUAUCUAGAAAAGAUAUGAGAUUGCUUAGAUAUGGUAACCUCUGCAGUGAUUUUGCUAAGCUUGCUGUUGGUUUAGCGGCCUCAGAGAAAACUAAUGAAAUAGCUGAACGGCACAUGAGAGCAAUGGAGAAAGAGAUGGCAGAUUUGAAAAAGGCUAAUGCUGAUGCACUCAAAAAAAGGAAGAGCGCCAAGCAUCCAGUAAACACCAACACUGCUAAUGAUUCACAAGAAAGUGUACCUAUGGAAGAAGAUGCUGCUACUGUGGAGAAUCAGAAAGCUAGGAACCCACCAAUGUCAGCGAUAAAAGGGCGCCCAGGUUCAAAAAGAAAGAAAGGUGGUCUACAGUUACAGAAACCAAAACAAGGUCUUUGUGGUGUGUGCAAGCAACCAGGUCACGAUGCUUGUACGUGCGAGGUGCGACUAGCAAACCCAGAGAAGUACAGUUUGUUGGGCCUUUUUCAUUGA